Molecule: messenger RNA, 1719 nt
Organism: Epinephelus moara (kelp grouper)
Lineage: Eukaryota; Metazoa; Chordata; Actinopteri; Perciformes; Serranidae
Product: ornithine decarboxylase-like
Exons: 3
Coding region: 698-1150 (150 amino acids)
Cellular component (GO): cytoplasm
Molecular function (GO): ornithine decarboxylase activity
Source: RefSeq, a predicted model, not a curated record
CUGUAAAGCCCUGUGAGGCAAAUUGUGAUUUGUGAUAUUGGGCUUUAUAAAUAAAAUUGAUUGAUUGAAUUGAUUGAUUCCAAAACUAUUUAGUCACUAGAAAGCAAAGCAAACAAAACACACCCAUCUUAAUUAGUCACGAUGUACAAGCAUGUGUGUGUGUGUGUGUGUGUGUGUGUGUGUGUGAGAAAGAGAGAGGGAGAGAAAGAGAGCCAAAAGGUGUGUGUGUGAAACAAAGACCGUCUAGCCGACAACAAAAUGACUGACAACAGGAAGCUACAAGAGUUGCUGUGUGCUGCUUGUUGUAACCCUGUAACCCAGCGGUCGUCCGUUGUGGAUGACAGCUUUAAAAGGUGCAGAUCCUUCUUGUGGCGGGAAAGUUAGUUGCAAACCAUGUGUUUGGCUAACUUCUCUGGUCUUCAGGUUCUGUGUCUGCCGGGAGCAGGCCACAUUCAGAACAAAGCUGCUGCUCCUGCUGUGAGAACGCAGAGGUGAGAAAGCAGGGGAAGUGCGUACGAGGUCCUCCUGUCAGGCUUCCUACCUCUUCAGAUGUCCAGGAGGAAAGUGCCAAAUACCAACCCAUUAACCCAUUAUUUUUUAUCCCUCCUAGUUUUCAGAAGUCAUUAAUGGAGCACUGGAUGAAUUCUUCCCGUCUGACAGUGGGGUGAAGAUCAUUGCAGAACCAGGGCGGUUCUACAUGGAGUCAGUCUUCACACUGGCAAUGAACGUCAUUGCCAAGAGAGUGGUCUUAGAGGAUAUGGAUGGACAUGACGAUGGAGAGGAAAACAGCCCUGACAGAAAGAUGAUGUACUACCUUAACGAUGGAAUGUACGGCUCCAUCAGCUGCGUUACCUAUGACGCUGCUCACAACAACGUUGAACCAUAUCCUCACAGGGCUGUUGAGAGCAGCGAGCGGAGAUACCGGUCUGUCCUUUUUGGUCCAACCUGCAACAGCAAUGACAAAAUAACUGAAGACUACUGGAUGCCUGAGUGUCAUGUGGGGGACUGGCUUCUCAUCGACAACAUGGGUGCUUACUCUGUUUCUGUAUUCACUGACUUCAAUGGCUUUGAGAGAGCUCACAUUUACCCUGUCGUGACAGCUGAGACAUGGCACGCCUUAAACCUUUCUCACUUCUACAACAUCUGUUGAUGAUCUGGUGACAUGUUUGUUGGAAAAUGGUGCCAGGGUGUGCAUUAUGUAUUAAUAUGGGUGUGGUUUCCGCUUUCCAAACAUUUUAACCUGAUGAAGAUAUAUUUCUGAUUAUUAAUACACAUUUCGUUUGUUCAAUGAUCAACAUAUGAUCGUGUAUUCAUGUCUGGUUAUACUCAGGUAAUCAUAUGUAAUCAACCUGUAAAUGUUGUACUCAUUAUGUUCUGUUGUUCACAUAGUGAGGCUUCUGCAGCUCGAGUCUGUCUGGGUGUGAACGCUGGGUAAAAUGUAAGAGGGAUGUGACAGAGGGAACUUAACAACAGCUGCUCAGGACAUUUUUGGUUACUUCUUCCUGUGUUGUUGUUUUUUUUACUUAUUUUUGGGGCGUUGGCUGAAUUUUAAAAUCUUUUUAUUUUUUAACUUUUACUCCAUUAAUUUUUAAUGUUGUAUUUUUCCUCUUUGAUUUCUGUUUGACUCUGUAUCACACAUCGAGAAGUUUGAUUGACGAAGUUUGAGUUUGGUUGAAUAAAGAAAGUGAGACUUGACUGAGAAGGAAAAGUCUUUUUUGA